This is a messenger RNA of Aegilops tauschii subsp. strangulata, 3151 nucleotides long. RefSeq names its product putative disease resistance protein RGA3. The record is from RefSeq and is a predicted model, not a curated record. Gene Ontology annotation, molecular function: ADP binding. NCBI's taxonomy places the organism in Eukaryota, Viridiplantae, Streptophyta, Magnoliopsida, Poales, Poaceae.
AGUUUUUCCUGUAGGAAUUUAAGUCUCGAAGGUUCUUGAGCUUGUUGUAAUGAAAUAAAAAUAAAUUAUCACUCACUUGUGCAGAGAAGAACAUUGUGUGGACAAUUUGCACAGCACAAGGCCCACAAAACAUCAAGGCAGGCGCACUUGCAUCGAAGUCAGAGUCCAUUGGUUUGCCCACUAUGGGCACAAUUUUGGAUGCUCUCACUUCGAAAUUUUUGACAAAGCUGGGUCAGCUUAUCGAAGAUGAGGUUGUGAUGACACUAAGCGUGAAAAAGGAUAUCAAGAGGCUGAAGAAAAAUCUGGAAUACUUCAGCGCUGUUCGUGAGGACACGGAAGCUCUGGCCAUGAAAGAUAGACGGAUAGAGGCAUGGUGGAAGAGCAUGACUGAUGUUAUGUUUGAUGUUGAUGUCAUCAUAGAUCUUGUUAUGGUUCAUUCACAGAAGCUUCUGCUACCACCUAGAAUGGUAUGUUGCAAUCAGUCUAUGGUUUCUUGUUUUGGAAAGCUUUCAUUUGAUCAUAAGGUGGCUAGAAGAAUUAAGGACAUAAAUGAAAAGCUUGAUGAGAUUAAAACGAACACAGAGAUGGUCAGCUUGGAUAGAACCAUUCGUCAACAGUUCCAGGUAACAACCGUGGAUAGAAAUCAGACAUCCCCUAUAGAUGAACUAGAGGUUGUUGGAAGAGAGAUCAAACAAUCUGUUGGUAACAUAGUACAAAUGAUUGUCAGUGGCUGCCAUGAGAAUAGUAGAAGUGUUCUGGGGAUUCAAGGAAUGGGAGGCAUUGGUAAGACAACGUUAGCCCAGAAGAUAUAUAAUGAGCAGAUGAUAAGAGAGAAAUUCCAAGUUCAUAUAUGGUUGUGCAUUUCGCAGAGCUACACAGAGACCGGGUUGAUAAAGCAGGCAAUACGAAUGGCUGGAGAAAAGUGUGAUCAACUAGAGACCAAGACCGAGCUUCUUCCACUUUUAGUGGACACUAUCAAAGGAAAGAGUGUUUUUCUUGUCCUGGAUGAUGUGUGGAAAUCUGAUGUCUGGAUUGAUCUUCUUCUAUCGCCUUUCAUGAGAGCCUUUAAUUUCCAUGUCCUUGUCACCACAAGAGACCUGGAUGUUUUGUCAGAAAUGCAUGCAAUAUAUACCCACCGAGUAAACAAGAUGAAUUACAAUGAUGGCUUAGAACUGCUUAUGAAGAAGUCCUUUCAGUCGUCCGAGCAAAUAAGUGAAUUCAAGAAUAUGGGGUAUGAAAUUGUAAAGAAAUGUGAUGGCCUUCCUCUUGCCAUAAAGGUCGUUGCAGGUGUCCUAUCUACCAAAAAAACAGUUGCCGAAUGGAAGAGCAUCCGAGAUAGCAAAUGGUCCAUUCAUGGACUCCCCAAAGAACUUGGAGGCCCACUGUAUUUAAGUUACAACAAUUUGCCCCCUCAACUCAAGCAGUGCUUUCUCUGGUGUGCUUUGUUGCCUCCUAAUUUUGGAAUCCACCGUGACGCUGUAGCUUACUGGUGGGUUGCAGAAGGUUUUGUGAGGAAAGAACAUGAGUUCUCAGUACAUGAAAUUGCUGAAGAGUAUUAUCUUGAGCUAGUUCGGAGGAAUCUUAUUCAACCAAUACCAAAGUAUGUCGACAAGGCUGUGUCAACAAUGCAUGAUUUAUUGAGGUCACUUGGACAAUAUCUGACAAAGGAUCACUCCCUAUUCAUGAAUGCGGAAAAUAACAAUGCCAUGUCGAAUCUGCGCCGCAUAGGCAUCAGCCAUGCUGUAGAAAAAAUACCCGCUCUAGAAGAGCAUAAGUGUUUGAGGAGCCUCCUACUUUUUAAUAACAAGAACUUCAAGUUGAUUCACAAGGAGAUUUUCAGAAAGCUCGAGCAUAUCCGUAUUUUAGUUCUCAGCGGGACAAGCAUCCAAAACAUACCAGAGUCGGGGAACUUGGUGCUAUUGAGGUUGCUAGAUCUGAGCUAUACUGAGAUUAACAAACUUCCAGAGUCCACAGGUAGCCUCAUCAGCCUUGAAUAUCUCUCUUUGCUUGGUUGCCAUCAUCUGGAUAGCCUGCCAGCUGGUCUCAUGAGACUGUCCAACAUAAGUUUUUUGCAAUUAGAACAGACUGCAGUUGAUCAUGUUCCAAAAGGGAUUGCAAAGUUUCAGCAGCUCUACAACCUAAGAGGAGUUUUCGAGAGUGGUACUGGAUUCAGAUUAGAUGAAUUGAGACGCCUCCCCAAUAUCCAACGUCUGUGGGUCGAGAAGCUAGAGACAGCGGCACCAGGGGCUGAACUUGUACUGAAGAACAGUCAUAAUCUUAGAGAACUGGGACUGCGCUGCACAGUGGCCAGUACGCAAGAGAGAACUCGUUACCGGACUGAUGAGGUUGAGAGAAUUCAGCAAGUCUAUGAUAUGCUUAUUCCAUCACCAAGCCUUGUAUAUAUUUUUCUGGAAGGGUUCCUGGGUAUAAGGUUCCCAGAAUGGCUACUCUCAGAACCGGAGCUUAAUAUGCCAAGUUUGUGUCAUAUGCACCUCAAUGAGUGUGUAUCAUGUUCAGAGCUCCCACCAGCAGGUCAGAUGCCAGAAUUGCUAGUUCUUCAGAUUAAAGGUGCAGAUGAAGUUGUAACUAUUGGCACAGAACUCCUGGGGAAAGGUGUGAGAAGUGCAGCGGCUUUUUUCCCAAAACUCGAACUGCUUCACAUCAUUGGCAUGUGCAAUUUGGAGAAAUGGUCACUGAACAGAAAUAUGUGUGAUGACAUAGAGGACAACUCUCAACAGCUCUCUCUGAUGCCUUGCCUUAAGCGUCUGCUGCUUCUUGAUUGCCCCAAACUGAGAGCUCUGCCUCAAGACAUGUCCAUGAUUGUUAAUUUGAAGAGAAUCCACAUUGAAGGUGCUCACAAGCUUCAAGAAGUUGUCAAUCUUCCUGCCGUUCUGUGGCUCAAGGUGAAGAACAACGCUUGUUUGAGGAGGAUUUCUAACCUUUGUAAGCUGCAGGAUCUGUUUGCACAGGACUGCCCAAUGCUGGAUCACACGGAGAACCUGUGCUCGAUGAAACGUGUGUACAUGAUUGACUGCCUGCAUGCCCAAGUGUUCAGGAAUUGUCUAGCGGAAGAAGAACAAGGCAUCCUAGUCCAUGUUGCGACAGAUGGGCAUAAUAUCUUCCCGGAUGAAUCUCUCUAUAAUUAAAUAGG